ACCCGAUCCCAAUUUCUCUCCCUGACAUCCUCAAAAUCCACCUCUCUCUCUCUCUCUUCCUCUCUUUCUCUCUCUCUGGACCCUAGCUGGAGGAGGGAGAGGAGAGGAGAAGAGGCCAGAGCGGUGAAAAAGGCUUCCCGGAGGUGUCAGGGGCCAAAGUUUUCCGAGAUGGAUUUCCACACCGGAAACCGCGUUGGUACUUCUCGUCAGAAGGGUACGGAUGCAGUCUCAUCUCUAGGGGAGGAGAUCUCCUUCCUUCUCUCCCGAUGGAACGGCCUCCAAAUGGCAGUCCAGAACCAGUGGGGCGGCCACGACUCCCUCCAGAAAUCCCACCAGCUAGCCACCGAUAUCUUCUCCUGGUUCUCUCAAUCCAAUGCAUCGCUUUACGUGGAAGAUUUAGAGAACUUGCUGCAUGAAAGAAUGCUAUUCUCUUUCAACACGGAGAUCGAGGAUGGUAGCAUUGAAGAGGUGGCAGAACAGUUGAUGAUUAUGCAUGAAGAGUACCCCAUGGAAAUCAUUUGUCAUCUAAAGGGAACCCAACUCUGAAUCCUCAAAGCAGACAGGUAUUAGAGUAAUUAACGGCCAUCAGCCUAAAACAUUUGAG
Messenger RNA from Alnus glutinosa, 604 nucleotides. RefSeq lists its product as uncharacterized. Lineage: Eukaryota; Viridiplantae; Streptophyta; Magnoliopsida; Fagales; Betulaceae. Gene Ontology annotation, cellular component: nucleus. The record is from RefSeq and is a predicted model, not a curated record. The transcript is spliced from 3 exons. The coding region runs from base 169 to 546 and encodes 125 amino acids. Gene Ontology annotation, biological process: maturation of SSU-rRNA from tricistronic rRNA transcript (SSU-rRNA, 5.8S rRNA, LSU-rRNA).